AUCGGGGACGUCAUAGGGUCAUUUUUAAAAAAGGUUUCCCGCGAACAGCGUGAUUGGUUUCAAUUUCGAGAGGUUAUUUUAACAGAUGAAUCAAUUAACAACAUCGCGUUUAUUGCUUCAUGCAACAAUACCAAUUUCAGCUGCUGCUUAUUUGUUAUGGAGUCAAGUUUCAUAUGGACAAAUGUUUGUAUCUCUUUUCAUCAUUUUGGUGAUGGAUUUAAUUUAUCUCUCAUCAGUUAUUAUUUCCAAUUUAAAACCUAAACCUUCAACUAUGUUGUUUGAUGGUAAGAAUGUUUUAAUCACUGGUGGAAGUAGUGGCAUUGGAUUUGCAUUAGCUAAGAAGUUGCUUUCAUCUGGAUGUAGCAAUAUUAUUCUGCUGGCAAGAAAUGAAGAUCGCUUAAAAUCUUGUGUUAAAGAACUCGAUGCACUAAAGUCUGACAGUCAACGUGUCUCAUAUUUGUCAAUGGAUUUGUGCAAAGAAACUGAGAUUGACAAUCAGAUUAAAAAGUUAAUUGACAACAUUGGUACUAUUGAUGUUUUGAUCAACUGUGCGGGUUUUUCUGUUCCUGGACAAUUUCAACAUCUUGAGAAAAAGACAUUCAAAGAAAUGAUUGAUACAAAUUAUUUAGGAUCUGUGUACCUGACUCAUGCUAUUAUUCCCCAUAUGAUUAAGCAGAAGUUUGGCCAUGUUGUGUUUCUAUCUUCUGUUGGUGGCCAACUUGGUGUGACAGGCUUUACAGCCUAUUCUCCAUCAAAAUAUGCAGUUAGAGGGUUUGCAGAAGUGUUGCAAUCUGAGUUGCGACCUUAUGGUAUUGGUGUAAGUUUAGUGUUUCCACCAGACACGAAAACACCAGGAUUUGAGACAGAAAACAAGAAAAAACCAAAUGCCACUCGCCUAAUAUCUGAGCAAGCUGGUUUAUGGGAAUGUGAAGUUGUUGCUAAAAUCAUAAAAUCUGGUGUUGAAAACCGUCAAUUUAUGAUUGGAUUUGGUACUGAUGGGUAUUUUGUCAAUGCAUUAACCUGUGGAGGGGCACCUCCAGGUUCUGUGUUGGAGUUUUGGAGUCAAUGUUUGUUGAUGCCCUUUCUUCGUGUGUACAUUUUAUUUUUGCAAAAUCACUUUGCAAAUAUUAUAAGCAAUGAACAUAAAAGGAGCCAGCAGGACUAAUAAAUCAUUUUUAUUAUUAAUUUUCAUUUGCACACUUUGAUUUUGUGGCAGAUGUCCUAUACUUGUAAGAACUUUAUAUUUUUGAAUCUCAAACUGAUUUUUUCUUCUAGGCAGUUGUUAAGCCCAGUCUUGUUUAUUGUUUUAUGUGUAGUGACUACAAUGUCACUUAUUAUGAGAAAACUAAACACUAAGUUCGUAUGUGUGAGCUUUUAGAUAUUUCUUUUAUUACAGGAAAAACAAAUUAAGAUUAGUCCCCAGACCACUGCAGUUUUUAAUCAUUUUAUUGAUCACAAGUAUUUUUUUGUUUAAUGAGUUUAAACUUACAAUUAUGGUCCUAUUCUUAAUAAUAUGGUGAAAUCAAUACCUUUAGAAUUAUUUUAAUUAUUUUAUUGUUACAUAAUUUAAUAUUUCCAAAUAUAAACAAUCAUUAUUAUAAUAAUUUAGUGUGAUCAUACCAACCGGGUGUUGUAAAAGCUUACUACAUACAUAAAUAUGCCCAAAUAAAUUUUUCAGCUUUUUCUUUUCCCCUACUUCACAAUAAUGCUGUACACUCUGAAAUUCAUCUGUGCAGUUAUCCUAU
Messenger RNA from Hydractinia symbiolongicarpus, 1745 nucleotides. Its product is annotated as 3-ketodihydrosphingosine reductase-like. Lineage: Eukaryota; Metazoa; Cnidaria; Hydrozoa; Anthoathecata; Hydractiniidae. The transcript has 2 exons. The record is from RefSeq and is a predicted model, not a curated record. Gene Ontology annotation, biological process: sphingolipid biosynthetic process. Bases 86 to 1165 code for a protein of 359 amino acids. Gene Ontology annotation, cellular component: endoplasmic reticulum membrane. Gene Ontology annotation, molecular function: 3-dehydrosphinganine reductase activity.